Messenger RNA from Anthostomella pinea, 687 nucleotides. The record is from the annotation of a GenBank genome assembly. NCBI's taxonomy places the organism in Eukaryota, Fungi, Ascomycota, Sordariomycetes, Xylariales, Xylariaceae.
AUGCCCGCUUUCACUCUGUACGGCGCCCGCGGCUCGACUAACACCGAUCGAGUCCGCCUUACUCUCGCCGAAGGCGGCAUCACCGACUACAAACUCGUGCUCCUCAGCCUGCAAAAAGGGGAACAGAAGUCCGAAGAGAACAUGAAGCGCCACCCAUGGGGCAAGAUCCCCGCCAUCACCAUCCCCGGCGGCUUCACUCUCUACGAGAGCCGCGCUAUCUGCAAGUACCUCGCGCGGAAGUACGCCCUGCCCCUUCUGCCCGCCGCCGACUCCUCCGACGCCGAGGCCGCGGCGCUGUUCGACCAGGCCGAGUGCACCGAGAUGCUGUACUUCGCCGAGCCAGCCGGCAGGAUCGCCUUCGAGAAGUUCGCCAAGAAGUUCAUGGGGCUGCCCGCCGAUGAGGCCGUGGUCUCGGCGGCACUGCGGUCGGUUGAGGCGUGUUUCGACGUGGCGGAGCGUCUCUUGCAGGAGAAUGACUACACGGCUGGGAAUGACUUCACCCUCGUGGAUAUUUAUUACAUCCCGCUGAUCCAGAGACUCUUCGCUUCCGGGUACGGGGACGUAGUCCUCAGUCGUGAGGCUGUGCGUGCGUGGUGGGACCGCUGCACGGGCAGGCCGGGCAUACAGAAGAUGCUGGCCGCUGACAGGGAGGCUAUGGCUGCUGCUGGUGCUGGUGCUGGUCAAUAG